Messenger RNA from Pocillopora damicornis (cauliflower coral), 2651 nucleotides. RefSeq lists its product as uncharacterized. The record is from RefSeq and is a predicted model, not a curated record. Gene Ontology annotation, molecular function: protein binding. NCBI's taxonomy places the organism in Eukaryota, Metazoa, Cnidaria, Anthozoa, Scleractinia, Pocilloporidae.
GAGACUGUCGUCGCCAAAAUGGCGGACGGCAGAGAUGGGCUGAGCUUUCUACCGAAUGUUAAAGCCAGCACUUGCAAACAAGGAAAGAAGACUAAACGAGUAGCAUUCAAGAAUCUCCAAAGACCUUUAGUACUCCCUAGCUUGGAACUCAGCACUGUUGACUUGCAAUCAGUGAGUAGCUUGUUCUCUCACAAGCAAAUAUGUAAAAAAGUGUGCGAGUGGUUUACAGACUGGAGGUCGUGGCAACAACGGAUCUUAUUAUGCGGCGUCUCUGAGAAGUGCACGAAAAGUCAAUUACAGGCUUUUGUGACGAUGCUUGAGCCAGUAUUUCACAGGGAUUUUACUGCUAGGCUUAAAGGAAUUUAUCCAACAACUCGUAUCAGGGCGCGACUGGUUCACACAGCCACUGUUUGUUAUCGAUGGAGAUUCUUAACCAAUGAGAGUAGACUUUGGAAAGCUAAAAUUGCUUCACUGGGGGCCUCUGAAGGAAUUGAAAACUUAACAGAAAAGAUUGAAGUCCUUGGUCAUGGUCAGGCUGUUGAUUGGAAACAAGCUUAUAGAGAAGUAAAAAAUUACUACAAAGAUUUGGCCAUGGUGAAACUAGAGAAGGAAGAAGAGAAAGCCACAGAGUUGAAAGAGAAAUUAGAAGCUGCAAGAUGCGAGGAAAUGAAGAAGCAAUCAAAAGUAACAGUAACUGAAUUGCCACCAAAGCCCAUCAUCAAAGAUGAACCAAAGGCUGUAUACAGUAACGUUGCUGAAAUUAUGAUAGCUCAAGUGAUGGAGAACGUCGGACCCGCUCAGUCUGCCCCGACCGCUGAUCAAAAGGAACAUGGUGACGAGUUCACAGCAGCAGACUUUGAUGGAAAUGAUCUUACAGGUGGGAACCUAAAGCUCCUGACACGCAGUUUGAAGGCACUGGCUGAUGGCGGAGAUAAACCUGAAGAUUUAGAUGUUGCAUUGGAUGUACGGCCUACCCUUGUGCAGGCAUCAAACUUGUUGGCAACAUCAGAAGGUGAUGGAGAAAGAGGCAGGCAAAAGUUUCGUUAUCUCUCACUUGCUGUUCAAGGUGUUUUUUCUGUUCGAAGGGUGCGGAGAUUGCAGGGACACAUGGAUGCCAUAUUCUGCUUACAGUUCGAUAAAAGAAGGAUUAUUACCGGCUCUGCUGACCGCACAAUACGUAUGUGGGAUGUGAGGAGUGGGCGAAGUAUUCACAAGCUAAAAGGCCACAAGGGUGGAGUGCGGUGUCUUCAGUUUGACGAUGAGAAAAUCGUCAGUGGCUCGUGGGAUAUGACUAUCAUGGUUUGGCACAUUGUUAAGUUCCACAGAUUAAAAGUUCUUUAUGGGCAUUCUGGAUGCGUUUCAUGUUUGCAGUUUAAAGGAAAAAUCCUAGUGAGUGGGUCACAUGACCGUACCCUCCGCAUUUGGGACACAGACACGUGGGAAUGUGAAUCUGAAAUUGAAGGACAUGAAGGUGCUGUUACGUGUCUCCAGCUAAACGGAGACUACCUUGUCAGUGGUUCUAUUGAUAGGACGUUAAAAUUGUGGGAUAUAAAGACAAGAGCGUGUCUUCAUACAUUUGAGGGACACAAAGACGCUGUACUGGCCGUCACGGUACUCGGUAACCUAAUAAUCAGUGGGUCCGCGGACGGCAUGAUUAUGUUCUGGAACCUGGAAACGGGAUUCUGCGAAGCUGCUAUCCAAGGUCACGAGGGCCCAGUCCACUCUCUGGAUUACAAUGGUCAUCAACAUUUCUUCUCAUCAGGAGGGGAUAAUUUAUUGAAGGAGUGGGACCUAAGUACCUGUACGUGUCUACGAUCAUUACAGGGACACAAAGGGCCGGUGUUCUGUGUUAAGGCCGUCCCGCACAGGGUUGUCUCUUGCUCUGCCGACGGAUUUACGAGGAUCUGGGACCUAAAUAGUUUGCCCGAAGGAAAGGGUCUGAGUAAAGCAAUUGCUGUUCAAGAAAACGUUAUCACACCAACCAAAGUGGUAGAAAACUCUCUCGAGAAAUCUUUAAAAUAGAUUUAGGGGGUAGAUAAUGCUCAUUUUGACCCGAUCUUGCACCAAAAUUUUGCUUUUUAAGUAAUAUUGCUGCUGGUUUUUUGACACCUGUUUACGUCAAUGUUACUGAUUGUAAAGACAGUCGGGACACAAGCACUCUGCUUGGUUGCUAUGCAACCAUGUCCUUUACUAACAAGGAAACAAACAAACAGCAUAAUUAAUAAUUUUUUUCUUCGCUGAACUGUUUCAGACUAAUUGUACAUUAUGCGCUCAGCACACGGUUUUUCUUUUUUUUUUUUUAAAGAAAACACUGUUAUAAAUUAAGAACAUUCCAAAAUAUACGUGGAAUUUUUCCGUUUUUAACUGAAACAGAUGCUAAAAGAAUUUGCACCAAAAUGUAAGCCAGGAGAUAAAAUAAACAAUAUUGAUGCCUGGGGACGUUUACUCUGGAAUACAAACAGAUGAAGAAAUAAUUAAAAUUUUUAAAAUUUCAGAUGUUAAUAGCGAGAUGCUCUUUAUCAGGCAAUGAUUCUGGAGAAGGUGGAAAUAUGGAAAAUAUUUGUAUUUGUUUAGAUAUACUGUUGUCAUGUUAAUAAAAAUUAGAAUCUAUAAACAUUCGAGUGACUAAACAACAUAUCGAUUUUAACAUA